CUCGCCGCCUGCGCCGCCGCCGCCGCCGCCGCUGCCUCCCGGCGUGGGGGCUGCGGUGGGCGCAACUCGGCGCGGCGCGGACCGGAGGUGAGGGGGCCGCGGCAGGCCCGAAGCCGAGGCGGGGCCGGGUCGCCCCCGCCGCGCCCGCCCUCCCUCCCACGAUGCGGCGCUGAGGCCCAGCAUGGCCGGCCCGGGCCCCACCUUCCCGCUGCACCGGCUCGUCUGGGCGAACCGGCACCGCGAACUGGAGGCCGCGCUGCACAGCCGCCAGCACGACAUUGAACAGGAGGACCCCCGGGGGCGCACUCCCCUGGAGCUGGCUGUGUCCCUGGGGAACCUGGAGUCCGUGAGAGUCCUCCUUCGACACAAUGCCAAUGUGGGCAAAGAGAGCUGCCAGGGCUGGGCAGUCCUGCAGGAGGCCGUCAGCACUGGGGACCCCGAGAUGGUACAGCUGGUGCUCCAGUAUCGGGACUACCAGAGGGCCACACAGAGACUGGCUGGCAUUCCGGAAUUGCUCAACAAACUCCGCCAGGCCCCCGAUUUCUACGUGGAGAUGAAGUGGGAGUUCACCAGCUGGGUGCCCCUUGUGUCCAAGAUGUGCCCGAGUGACGUGUACCGAGUGUGGAAGCGGGGGGAGAGCCUGAGGGUGGACACCAGUCUUCUGGGCUUUGAGCACAUGACCUGGCAGCGUGGCAGGAGGAGCUUUAUCUUCAAGGGCCAGGAGGCAGGAGCCUUGGUGAUGGAAGUGGACCACGACCGGCAGGUGGUGCACACCGAGACGCUGGGGCUCGCCCUGCAUGAGCCGGAAGCGCUGCUGGCCGCCAUGCGGCCCAGUGAAGAGCAUGUGGCCAGUCGGCUCACCUCUCCUAUUGUCUCCACCCACCUGGACACGCGCAAUGUGGCCUUCGAGAGGAACAAAUGUGGUAUCUGGGGCUGGCGGUCUGAGAAGAUGGAAACCGUUAGCGGCUACGAGGCCAAGGUAUACAGUGCCACCAAUGUGGAGCUGGUGACACGCACUCGCACGGAGCACCUCUCUGAUCAGGACAAGUCGAGGAGCAAAGGAGGGAAGACUCCAUUCCAGUCCUUCCUCGGGAUGGCCCAGCAGCACUCCCACAGCGGGGCUCCUGUGCAGCAGGCCGCCAGCCCCACCAACCCCACAGCCAUUUCCCCCAGUGAAUACUUCGAUCCCAACUUCAGCCUGGAGUCGAGGAACAUUGGCCGCCCCAUUGAGAUGUCCAGCAAAGUACAGAGGUUCAAGGCCACGCUCUGGCUGAGUGAGGAGCACCCGCUCUCCCUGGGUGACCAGGUGACGCCCAUCAUUGACCUGAUGGCUAUCAGCAACGCUCACUUUGCCAAGCUGCGUGACUUCAUCACCCUGCGCCUUCCCCCCGGCUUCCCAGUCAAGAUUGAGAUUCCCCUUUUCCACGUGCUCAACGCCCGCAUCACCUUCAGCAACCUGUGUGGCUGUGACGAGCCCCUGAGCUCGGUGUGGGUGCCGGCCCCCGGCUCGGGCUCGGGCGGCCCAGCAUCAGGGAGCCCUUUCCCGUGCGAGGUGGACCCCGCCGUGUUUGAGGUGCCUGAGGGGUACAGCGUGCUGGGCACAGAGCGCAGUGAGCCCCUUCGUGACGAGGAUGACGACCUGCUGCAGUUUGCCAUCCGGCAGAGCCUGCUGGAGGCGGGCGCAGAGGCCGAGCAGGUAACAGUCUGGGAAGCCCUGACCAACACCCGGCCUGGGGCCCACCCCCUUCCCCAGGCCACCGCUUACGAGGAGCAGCUUCAGCUGGAGCGCCACGAUCUCGCCCUUGGCCUUCUUCCCCCGCCUGAGCGCUCACUGCUCUGCCCUUCCUCUCACGCCUUGUCUGGAAGGGCCCUCCAAGAAAGCCUGCGGAUGUCCACAGAGCCCAACGGCCCAGAAUCCCCUCACAGGAGCCCCCCGGCCCCAGCCCCGCCAAGCUUUGAGGAGCAACUUCGCCUGGCCCUGGAGUUGUCUUCGAGAGAGCACGAGGAGCAGGAACGCCAGGGGCAGCAGGAGGAGGAGGACUUGCGGAGGAUCCUGCAGCUCUCGCUCACGGAGCACUGAGCACCCGGCCCCCGGGGGGGGGCCCCCCCCCCCCCCCCCCCCCCCC
Messenger RNA from Zalophus californianus (California sea lion), 2126 nucleotides. RefSeq names its product ankyrin repeat domain 13D (gene ANKRD13D). NCBI's taxonomy places the organism in Eukaryota, Metazoa, Chordata, Mammalia, Carnivora, Otariidae. Gene Ontology annotation, molecular function: protein binding. The record is from RefSeq and is a predicted model, not a curated record. The coding region runs from base 182 to 2080 and encodes 632 amino acids. Gene Ontology annotation, cellular component: cytoplasm. The transcript is spliced from 15 exons.